UCACCAAACACAAAAAGUAUGCAAAUGUCUAACCCAACAACACUUGAGCCUCUUGUUUCAUGAAUAUGACCACUAUUCAUUCAUCCUCCUCAGCAGCUGAAUCCACCAUGGAAGACCCCUCAAACCGCCACCGCCCCAAGAAGAACCGCCGCCGCCGCCACCCGUCGACCACCGUCAACACCACCACCGGGGAGUCAGACGGGGAGGUGGAGGAGGCGGAGGACGGGGACCCCGAGGUUUGGGCGAACCUGAACAAGAGCUUCCGGCAGGUGCAGUCGGUGCUUGAUCGGAACCGCGAGCUGAUUCAACAGGUGAACGAGAACCAACAGUCAAGGAUAGCCGACAACAUGGUAAAAAACGUGUCUUUGAUUCAGGAACUCAACGGGAACAUAUCCAAGGUUGUCUCUCUCUACUCUGAUCUCAAUUCCAAUUUCACAAACGUGUGCCAUCAGCGUUCCAACAACUCUGCUAAUAACAGCCGUGACAAAUAAAAGGGUCUUUUUUCUUGUUCUUGUUCUUGUUCUUGUUCUUGUACCAUUACUCUACUUUGUCUCUCUUUCCCUCUCCCUUACAGUAUAGUAGUAAUAAGUGGCUAUUUCUAAUAAAUAUUAUAUUAUGUAUCUGAUCUUUGUUGGAGUUGAAAAAUUGUGAUGGUAAUUUUGGACAUUGUUUUGUCAUCAUGUCAAUAAGGACUAUGAAGGCGAAUCAUUGUAUCGUCCUAUUUCACUUCUAUACAUAUUGAGGUGGUUAUGAUCUUCUAUUGAUGGCAUCUUG
Molecule: messenger RNA, 774 nt
Organism: Gastrolobium bilobum
Lineage: Eukaryota; Viridiplantae; Streptophyta; Magnoliopsida; Fabales; Fabaceae
Product: protein EARLY FLOWERING 4
Exons: 1
Coding region: 60-491 (143 amino acids)
Biological process (GO): entrainment of circadian clock; positive regulation of circadian rhythm
Cellular component (GO): nucleus
Source: RefSeq, a predicted model, not a curated record